Messenger RNA from Rotaria sordida, 1515 nucleotides. The record is from the annotation of a GenBank genome assembly. NCBI's taxonomy places the organism in Eukaryota, Metazoa, Rotifera, Eurotatoria, Philodinida, Philodinidae.
AUGUUAAAUUCAGCCAGCAGUGCAAGUGAUUGGUACGUGGGCACACAUAUUAAGUUGAGUGGUGUGUAUCCAAUCAAUUCAUCACCCGUGACGGGCUCGCUACCGAUUGUUCGUGUGAUUGAAAAUGAGACGGCCACUAUUCAGAUUCCUGCUGCCGAUUGGGAUAUUGGACAAACGUUAUCAUGUCGCUUUGCUUCGGACACUUACGGAUACGGAACGGAAUGUCUUGAUGUCUGUGGUAAUUUACCGGGCGCGACAAUUUCAGCAAGUACUUGUACGAUGACUUGGUACGCUGUUCGUCGCUCGGCUGAUAUCUCUGCAAAUCGACAAACAAGUACUUAUGUAGCAGCCAUAAUGGUUGAAGAUUUUGCUCCGUGGAUCAGCACCACAACACGGCUGAGUUCAGUGCCACUUCAAAUGCUUAUAUUUGUAUACAAACGAGCAGCAGGAGCUUGCGCUACUGUUCCCAGCAUCAUUGGCGAUCGUCCAAAUCGAGCUUGCAUAGGUGUCGAUAUCAACUCACUCGUCAGUGAACGUGUCGUAGCCCAGACAUCCGUCGCACUUGUCAGUGGUACAACCAAUCAGUAUUACAUUACUCUCAGUUGGAUUCCUGUUACUGAUCAAUAUGGGCCACAGGUCUUUUGUGCGGCAGCAAUCGAUCAACGUCAACUAACAGGAUCACAAUAUUGUUUUACUUUUGUAGUCGGAUAUCGAUCACCUGAAUUGAAUACACCUAUUACUGUUCAAGGAUCUGCUUCUCCAUUGGGCACUGUCUUUUCGAAUCACUCGACUUUUAGUAUCACUGCAACUGCCGGUGUCAAUCGUCCCAAUCGUAAUGGUACAUAUAUUAAAAUAUAUUUGUUAUCCAACAAUACAUUGGUCUGGCAGGUUGAUUGUGGAUGGUCUCCAUUGGUUAUUUAUACUGGAACUACUGUCAUUUUUACUGUUCCGAAUCCGUCAUGGACAGAAGGCGAGACUUAUUACAUUCUAUUCGACAGUGGAGCUGUGAGUGGCAAUGUUUUUUGUGGACCAGAAUCAGCUCCAAUUAUAAGCAACGCCUAUUGGCGAUUCAAUAUUUGGCAGACAAGUCGGAGUAGUACGACUACAACGACGACGACGCCGCCAACAACUCAUACAUUGACAACAAGGCCAUUGAGUACCACCACACCGCAGCCAAAUUUGACAACAACAGGAAUUGUGAUAACUACCACUACUGUUAUCACAACUACGGUGACUACAGUGACUACAUCAACCACGACAACUUCGACAACUGCUACGACGACCCCAACGACGACUACGAUCGAUGAUAGUGUCUCCAUUAUAACGGCCAAAGAUUUUGAAGAGGCCUGUCGUGUUCCUGUUGCUGCCACUAAUGCAGCAUUGUAUGCUGUUCUAUUACCCAUUCAAGCUGCUGGCAUGUUUGCAUUUAUAAGCCAUUUUGCACAAAUAUACAAUCCGAAUCAAAUUCAGGCUAACGCACGUCAACAAAGGCGUGUUAGGCGUAUGGGUUAUUGA